CUCGUGCUACCAGAAGCAGGUCUCUAUGUAAGAUGCAACAAGCGUUUGAAAUUUUGUCUACUCGCCCAUUGGAUCUACUUGAUGACCACCUAGUCUCUCUUUCUGCAUUGUACAGCCUGGUUGCAUGAGGGAAGAUAGCGUGCAUACAACUUCUGCUCGGUGGUCGUGCAGCUUGGAUACAUUAACGUGUUGCCAUCAGCCUUGGUCGAGUGUGGUGGUAUCACUUUCUCUUUAUUUCUAUGUUUGUCUUCUUUAUCCUGGUGUCGGCUGGUCCAGAGAAGGACAGCUACUUCUGUGUAUCCUUUCGCUUCAUCUUUUCUUCUCUCUCAUAUUCCCCUUGGUUAAAGCCACCACUCAGACACUCAACCAUUGACUAUAUAGCCUGCGAGCACCCUAAUUCAGACCCGUGAGGUUCACGAUGCACCACACAUCAAUUGAACCACAAUCAAAUCAUAGAUUCGCUUUUCAGUCUUGCACUU
Messenger RNA from Aspergillus saccharolyticus JOP 1030-1, 479 nucleotides. RefSeq lists its product as uncharacterized. Lineage: Eukaryota; Fungi; Ascomycota; Eurotiomycetes; Eurotiales; Aspergillaceae. The transcript has a single exon. The record is from RefSeq and is a predicted model, not a curated record. The coding region runs from base 125 to 373 and encodes 82 amino acids.